Molecule: messenger RNA, 3470 nt
Organism: Oncorhynchus gorbuscha (pink salmon)
Lineage: Eukaryota; Metazoa; Chordata; Actinopteri; Salmoniformes; Salmonidae
Product: rhodopsin kinase GRK1-like
Exons: 7
Coding region: 399-2084 (561 amino acids)
Biological process (GO): protein phosphorylation; regulation of signal transduction; signal transduction
Cellular component (GO): cytoplasm
Molecular function (GO): rhodopsin kinase activity; ATP binding
Source: RefSeq, a predicted model, not a curated record
CAUCAGUCACAGAUUGGGCUCUCACUCUCAGCCUGAGGUAUUAGGGAGUUAGUGGAUAAAGGCAUUACUGUCUGAAAGGUGCUGAGCCAGGUGUGUGUGAGAGAUACGGGUAAAGCGCUCGGGUCAGGAGGAGGAUCUUGUGUCCUCUGUCCUGCUGCUGGCACGGCUCUCCUUUUCCUUUCUCUCCCGCUCUUCAUCUUUCCUCAUCAUUCCUCUCUAAUCCUCCCCUUUUACUGUUUCACUCCCUCUUUCUCCUCCAUCACCUUUUAUUCACACUUCAACAUAUUCUUCGUAAUCUCUUUAUCUCACGCUAUCUCUCCUUGCCCCCCACUCUCCUUCACCAUGCUCUCCCUCUGAGUGUCCUCGCUGUCGGCGACAGCCUCUCUCCCUCCGUUGCCAUGGAUUUGGGCAGCCUGACCACGGUGGUUGCCAACUCUGCCUACAUAAGCGCCCGCGGCAGCUUCGAUGGCUCCAACCCGGCAGCCUCGCGUGACAAGAAGUACCACGCCCGCCUCAAGCUGCCCCAUAUCACCGUGUGUGAGGGCCUCCAGGAAACCCUGGACCUAACCUUUCAGUCAGUCUGCGUGGAGCAGCCCAUCGGCAAACGUCUGUUCCGUGAGUUCCUGGAGACGGCGCCCGAAUACCAUGGUCCUUGCCACUUGUGGCGGGACAUCGAAGAGUACGACUUAGCCGAAGACACAGACCGGGCCCAGAAGGCAUCUAGGAUUGUCCAGCGUUACCUGGAAUCCUCUGCUAAGCUCUACUGCCCCUUCCUGACCCCGGAGACCGUGACCCAGGUGAAGGAGGCACAGCAGGGGGCUGGGGACACCCUCUUUUCCCAGACACUGGUCUCGGUGCUGGGCUACCUCCAGGAAGUUCCCUACACCUUCUUCCUGGAGAGCAUGUACCUGAAGAGGUUCCUGCAGUGGAAGUGGCUGGAGAUGCAGCCCAUGGACCAAGACUGGUUCCAGGACUUCCGUGUGCUUGGGAAGGGGGGUUUCGGAGAGGUGUCUGCCUGCCAGAUGAAGGCCACGGGGAAACUGUACGCCUGCAAGAAGCUCAACAAGAAGAGGCUGAAGAAGAGGAAAGGCUAUGAGGGGGCGAUGGUGGAGAAGAGGAUUCUUGCCAGGGUUCAUAGUCGCUUCAUCGUGUCACUGGCCUACGCUUUCCAGACCAAGGAUGAGCUUUGCCUGGUUAUGACCAUCAUGAAUGGAGGAGACCUGAAGUACCACAUCUAUCUGGUGGAUGAGAACAACCCAGGGUUUGAGGAGCCCAGAGCCUGUUUCUACGCAGCUCAGAUCAUCCAGGGUAUGGAGCACCUCCACCAGAAGAGGAUCAUCUACAGAGACCUCAAACCUGAGAACGUGCUGCUGGACAAUGAAGGUAACGUGCGUAUCUCUGACCUGGGUCUGGCAGUGGAGCUGAAGGAAAACCAGACAAAGAUCAAAGGCUAUGCCGGAACUCCAGGGUUUAUGGCCCCAGAGCUCCUGAAGGGGGAGAAGUAUGACACCUCAGUGGACUAUUUCACCCUAGGGGUCACACUGUUUGAGUUUAUGGCCGCCAAGAACCCCUUCAGGGAACGCGGAGAGAAGGUUGAGAAGGAGGCACUAAAGGAGCGCAUCAUGACCGGGACGGUGGUCUACCCAGAGACAUUCAGUGAGAACGCCAAGUCCAUCUGCUCUGCGCUGCUGGAGAAACAGGUGGACAAGAGACUAGGUUUCAAGGACGGGACCUGUGACGAGAUCAGGACACACCCCUUCUUCAGCACCAUCCACUGGACGAGACUGGAUGCAGGCAUCCUGCCCCCCCCGUUUGUCCCUGACUCCAAGGUGGUCUACGCCAAGGACCUGGAUGACGUGGGGGAGUUCUCCUCGGUGAAGGGAGUGGGGCUGGACGACCCCGACCGCGUGUUCUUUGACGAGUUCUCCUCUGGGAACAUUGCCAUCCCCUGGCAGGAGGAGAUGAUUGAGACGGGGAUCUAUGGUGAGCUCAACGUGUGGGGACCCGUGGGCACCAUACCCAACGACCUGCGCAGAGAGUCCAUCUUGGAACAGCCCAAGUCAUCCACCUGCUGCUUGGCGUGAUUGUCUCUUUGGAAACGGAGGACGAAGAAGGGAGCUCAGACGUUCCGGAUCAGACCAACCGUAGCUCUUUGAGGUUGUGUUUAGUACACGCGGAAGUGCUGCCAACUGAAUAUUUUUUUGAACGCUUUACGUUUAGAGUAGAACAAUGAGAGAAACUGUAAAAAAGAGGACAAAAAACAUACACCUCAAAGGGCAUUGAUGGGAAAAUGCGUCGCCAUCGUGACAACACCUGGACCCAGACAAACACUCAAGACAGUCCAGAACAGCAAAUCAGGUUCUACACAAUAACGUUACCAUGGAGAUGGAACUCCUGAGUGGCAUGGCAUUCUGACUGUUCAUUGGUUGAGAUUGAGAGAGUGUUCCGCUGCUCUUAGAGUGAAACUUUUAGAUGGACUUUGGACCUUUGUAUUUCGGUUGGGCCCAGCAAUAGAUAUUCUGUAUUCUCAAAGCAUACUGACAGAUCAUUUAGCAGCAUCAAGAUAUAAGUGUGUGUGUGUGAGUGAGAGAAAACGAGAUGCUUUCUGGUUCUGCUCACUACAACACUAGUGAAAUGUGCUAAGAAACAUAAUCUUGCAGUUCUCUAAAUAUGUCGAUAUAACACUGAAUCUACCAAACAUCAGGAACACCUUCCCAAUAUUGAGUUGCCCCCCCUUGCCCUCGGAACAGCCCCAAUUGAUCGGGCAUGAACUCUACAAGGUGUCACAGGGAUCCACAGGGAUGCUGGCCCAUGUUGACUCCAGUGCUUCACACAUUUGUGUCAAGUUGGCUGGAUGUCCUUUGGGUAGGAGGACCAUUCUUAUUACAUACGGGAAAAUGUUGAGUGUGAAAAACCCAGCAGUGUUGCAGUUCUUGACACCAACUGGUGCGCCUGGCACCUACUACCAUACCCUGUUCAAAGGCACUUCAAUGUUUUGUCUUGCCCAUUCACCCUCUGAAUGGCACACAUACACAAUCCUUGUCUCAGUUGUCUCUAGGCUUAAAAAUCCUUCUUUAACCUGUCUCCUCCCCUUCAUCUACACUGAUUUGAAGUGGAUUUAACAAGUGACAUCGAUAAGGGAUUAUAACUUUGGAAAGAGCACUUGUUAAUGUUUUGUGUACUCAGUGUAAGAGCUUACCUUGUUGAACUAGUCUGUUUUCAUGUAUAGUGGAAAAUGGUUUGUUUACCAUUGUCAUAAAUGUAGGUGAUACUGUCUCUAGUAGAUGUCUAUGUACAUAUAGUAACUUUGAGAAUAUCUGUGUUGAUGCCAAUGCAGACUAUGCGUAAGUAGCGAGAAAUGAACACAUUUUUCACACUGUAGUGCAAAGCAAAUUUAUUUACAAAACAUUUGUCAAUGUAUCAAAUGUAUGAAAAAACAUUGGUAGAUAAAAUUGCAUUUUGAAAAGUCA